UUGUGGCGGGAAAAGUUAUUUUUCACAAUAUCUUUUAUUCUUCCCAGCACCAAAAUCCCAAACUCACUCAUUUUAGGGUUCUAAAUUCCCCACGGAUUAUUGAGUUUGGUCGCUUCUCUUCCAUUUGGCAAAUUUGAUUCUCUUAAUCAGUGAAUUGUUUCUUUAAAUGCAAAUCAAUGGCUACGGAGGAAAGCCCACAGGUUACACGAAGAGCAACUAGAUCUUACUCUGCUUCCAACACUGCCAUUGAAUCAACAAACCUCCCUGAAUCCUACAAACCGACAAUCAAUGACCUUGGAUUCAGACAGCAACCCCUUAGGUUGGAGGAUCUCUUGUCUUCUUUCCCCGGUCGACGUUCUCAAAUUCUAGAGCUUUUACGCCUUUUGGGUCCCUUGAAUUCCCCCAUGUUUCCUAUUUUGGUCUAUGGUGGCCCUUCUACAGGGAAAACCAGUGUUACUCUCCAGGUUUUCAGGCAUCUAAAUCGCCCUUUCAUCUAUUCCAGUUGCAUUACAUGUUACAGUCCAAGGAUCUUGUUUGAGUCCAUCUUGAACCAGUUGUUGUUUCAUAGGAAGGACUCAGGUCAUAGUUAUUCUAGCGUAAAACGUUGUGAGAGGCCAUCUGAUUUUGUUAAUUAUCUUCGUGAAGCAUUGGAGAACGUGCUUACUAAUCUCAAGGGGAAUUCAGGGAAAGUGAGUUCUAAGAUGAGUGGACGGCCUGAUGGAACAAUGGUUUACUUGGUUUUUGAUAAUUUGGAGCGCAUUCGAGAUUGGGAUAAAAGUUCUACUAUAUUACCCUUUUUAUUCAACCUUAAUGAUAUUUUAAAGAUGCCCGAGGUCGGUUUGAUCUUUAUUAGCAAUACCUCACCCGAUACAUAUUACUUAAAUAUUGGUUAUGUGGAGCCAAUCCCUCUUUAUUUUCCUGACUACACAGAAGGUGAUCUUCGUCAUAUUUUUAUGGCAAAUCAAACCAACAGCAGAUUGUAUGCCUCCUUUCUUGAUGUCGUGCUAAGGCCUUUCUGUAGAGUUACCAGACAAGUAGAUGAAUUGGCUGCAGCAUUUUCUUCAUUAUUUAAAAAGUAUUCUGAACCCUUAAGUGACAAGGAAGUUGCACCCAAUGAAGAAAUGAAGAGAAGGUUGUUUAGUCAUAUUCGGCCACACAUUGCCUCUGCUUUGAAUGAAACAUUCCAGGUUCGAUCUCAGCCACUUCUCAAAGCUGAAACCAACGAGGAGACAAAGAAAACUAACAGUUCAAGGAUGCUGGGAAUUCGAGAAGACUUUGAUAAGAUAGAUUUUCACAUGUCUACUUCUGCAAAGUAUCUUCUUAUUUCAGCGUUCCUUGCUUCAAGAAACCCUGCUACUCUUGAUGCAUCAUUAUUUGAUUCAACUGGGGUUUCUGAUAGUCGCAAACGAAAGAGGAAGGCAUCUGAAAAAUCAAUGGAUCAAAAGGAAAUGGCAGAGCAGGAAUUGCUUAUGAAAGGGCCUGGAACAUUUCCAUUGGAGAGGUUAUUAGCCAUAUUUCAGUGUAUAACAUCUUUAGCAGAAGAUUCCCUUGAUGAAGAAGAAAGUCAUGAGCUAACAGUUGAGGGAGGUAGUAGAGGACUCAUGUCUGAUGUACUAUUGCAACUGUCCAGCCUAUGCAAUGCUAAUUUUAUUAUUAAAGGAGGAAGCUGUCCAUUGGAGGGGUCAACUCGAUAUCGUACUGCAGUAAGUGAAGAUUUAGCUUUGAAGGUCGCAAGGAGCCUUAAGUUCCCUUUAUCAAAAUACUUAUACAGAAGAUGAUUGAUGCUUCAUCAUCAAAUUUUUCCUUGUCAACUGAUUACAGAGGAUCAUCAGGAAAUUGGAAGAUGAUAAUUCUUGUUUAUUAUGGCGUUGGGAUCUGUUGUAUGUUAAUCAUAAGCUUGUUAACCUAACGUAAUGGACACAGAAUAUAUGAAAGAACCGACAAUCAUAGUCCAUUAUCCAUGGUAGUCUGAACUUGUAAAGGCUCUUGCAGGGGAAUACUGUUUAGUGUCUUAGUCGAUAACUGUAUCUUGUUAGGUUUCUACAAAUAUCUUAAUGAACAUUCAUUUAGAAAUUUAAGAUGCA
This is a messenger RNA of Gossypium arboreum, 2084 nucleotides long. Its product is annotated as origin of replication complex subunit 5. The transcript is spliced from 5 exons. The record is from RefSeq and is a predicted model, not a curated record. Bases 177 to 1778 code for a protein of 533 amino acids. Gene Ontology annotation, cellular component: nucleus; nuclear origin of replication recognition complex. Gene Ontology annotation, molecular function: DNA replication origin binding. Lineage: Eukaryota; Viridiplantae; Streptophyta; Magnoliopsida; Malvales; Malvaceae. Gene Ontology annotation, biological process: DNA replication initiation; DNA replication.